UACCUCGGGGGCGCGCGGCUCGACGGGGCGCGCCCGACGCCCGCACCGGCACCGGCACCCGGACACGGACACGGACACGGACACGGACACGGAGCCGCCCCGACGGACUGCGCGUCCCCGGGAGCGGCGGGGAGGAGAUGUCCCGCUGCUGUCCCCCGCCCCCCCGGGGCCGGGCGGAGGUGCGGGGAGCGGGGGCAGUCCCGGCUUUUUCCGCGCCUCCCCGAGCUGGGACUUUUAGCGCAGCGAGAGGCCCCGCGGCUCGCCCCAGCCCCGCUCCGUGCCGGCCCCCGGUCCCCGCUCCGCUCUCCGCUGCUCCCAGCCGUCGGUCCCGCCGCUCUGCCCCGGGAUGCCGCCCAACCUCACCGGGUAUUACCGCUUCGUCUCCCAGGAGAACAUGGACAAUUACCUCCGGGCUCUAGAUAUCAACGUGGUCCUGCGAAAAGUGGUUUGCCUCCUGAAGCCCGAUAAGGAGAUCAUCCACACGGGAGAUCACAUGGUCAUCCGCACCAUCACCUCCCUUCGGGACUACGUUAUGGAUUUCGACCUGGGAGUCCAGUUUGAGGAAGACCUGGGGCCCGUGGAUGGACGCAAGUGCCAGACAACCGUGUCCUGGGAGGGUGAUCAGCUGGUGUGCGAGCAGCUGGGAGAGAAGAGGAACCGCGGCUGGAGGCACUGGCUGGAGGGGGACCGGCUGCACCUGCGCAUGACGGCCGAGGACGAAGUCUGCGUCCAGGUCUUCCAGAAAGUGAAGUGAAGAAGAUGCCCGGCCGGGACCUUGGCUCUCGAGUGCGAACCGCCGCGGAUUAAAGCAGCAAAACACGGCCGGAGCCAGCCGAG
Molecule: messenger RNA, 837 nt
Organism: Anas platyrhynchos (mallard)
Lineage: Eukaryota; Metazoa; Chordata; Aves; Anseriformes; Anatidae
Gene: RBP5
Product: retinol binding protein 5
Molecular function (GO): lipid binding
Source: RefSeq, a predicted model, not a curated record